UGACCCAGUUCAAUUCAGUACAUUUUGGUCAUGCAAAAUCACCAGAAUUUAUCAUUCUUCUAAGAACGCCAUAACGUCAGCGUUAACGCCAUUUUUGAGGGUUUCUUAAAACGUGAAGUAAAAGAAAUGGAAGUUUAUAUCAGCCUGAUCAAUGAUUAUAGCCUGCAGGCUAUUAGAAACUCCGUAAUUCCAUACGUAAGGGUUUAAUUAGGGAACAAGAGGGUACUCGAAUUUCAAUCGUAGCCAUAAUUAUAUUCGACUAUACAUGAUCAAUAUUUUACUUCAAGAAGAAAUGGGGAUUUCUUUUCGUCGGUUACCACUACUUCGCGAUGAAAACGUAGGUUUAAGAACUUCCGAGCAAUGAGACACAACAGGGUCCAACGCAGUUACAGGAAACUCGUAUAGUCCAGAUAUCAAAUUGAACGUGAAUUCAAGCGUCUGGCUUCGAGAUAUUUAUACACAGAUGUUCAAACUAUUUACAUAUUGCCUGGUGGUUUUCUUAUGGCUAAACGAAGGAACAAGUAGCGAAAAAGCAACAGUUCCCGAUAAGAUAUGUCAGCGGAAAAUCGUGCACCAAAUGGACUACAAGUUCAACUCAACGCUGAACGACACAACUAUAUUUAAAGGAAGUGAAUUUUUUUUGUCCCUACUACUGCCUCAUUUUACAAACUCAGGUUGCAACGAUUCAUUAAUACGAGUGACAGUUAAUAGAACUUUAGUUCAACAAACAAAAAGUUCUCAUCUCGUUAUCGCAAACUAUACGAUAUUAAUAGAAGUCAAAGAGGAAUAUCGACUUAACUCCAGCAUAUUAAGUGGAAGCACAGGCAAGAAAAUCGACAAGUGCUAUGACACAAUAAUCGAUGACGCUAUUCUUGAAGAGAGGUUUCUUUCGUAUUUUGCGCUGAAUAUAUCUGGCGAUAGACUGAAGCUGAAUUACUACUUUGUCCACGAACCAACACAAAACUUAAAGUGCAAAGACGGAAUGAUAUUGUGCCCAGACGGAUCAACAAACGUCGCUCAAAUGUGUGAAUGUUCAAAAGGCACAUAUUUGGAUGUAAAUCUCAAGAAUUGUAAAAAAUGUCCUGAGGAUCAGUAUCAAAAUAUGACGGGGAUGUUCAACUGUACUGCCUGUCAACCAGGACACACUACCUUUAAUAAGACUGGAAGCAAUAAAAGUGAAGAUUGUCAACUAGUUCCAAAACACACCACAACAGCCACUUCCACAACAACAACAACAAAAACACAGACAACAGCCACUCAGCCAUCGUGUAACAGCGGCGAAUACCUGAAUACCACGCUAAAUGAAUGUUUGUCUUGUCCAAAAAAAUAUUAUCAAGACGAGGCCAAUAAAACAUUAUGCAAAAAAUGUACAAGAGAUACAGAACUUUCCUUAUGUAAAGAAGAAGAAUCUGGUAGAGAUGUAUACGUGCUGGCCAUUGUUUUACCCGUCAGCGUGGUCGUACUCAUUAUUUUUGCCGCGAUCGUUAUAUUCGUGUUAUAUCCUCGGAAGAAAAGGCAGGAAUAUAGAAAAAGUUUCGGGCAAAUGUUUUUAAGAAAAACAGUACAAUAUCCAACAAAACGCGACGUUGAAGCGAAUAAUUAUCAAGGUCCAAAAUCGAGAACAACCCAAAACGAAUUCUACGAAGAGAGCCCGAAUAACUCCGAUAAUGAAAUCGAAGAAGCCUCUAGUUCAAUCCUUGGAUAUUUAGCAGAGGAUGUUGCGAGAUGCGAUCUGGAGAUUCCACGUGACCAAAUCACGGAGACGAGAGUGAGACUGGGGCGAGGACACUUCGGCGAAGUAAGACAAAUCAUCCUGCGAAAACCGGAUCAACCAGAAACGCUCUGUGCCGCAAAAAUGUCGAGAGGUUCGCAAGCUCCCGUAGCUGAUAUGCUGGAUGAACUAGAAAUUCAUCUUAAGCUUGAAGACGUUCACGAAAAUGUCGUUAAUCUGAUAGGCGUUUGCUCUAGUCAGGGAGGACCAUUUUACCUUAUUGUGGAAUAUUGCGACAACGGAAGCUUGUUGGAAUAUCUUAGGAAACAUGAACCUAUACCAGAAUAUGUUAAUCUGGAAAAGAGGGAGACGCUAUCUUUGGAGUGGAAACUGAGAUGCACCUUAGAGAUCUGUAGGGGCAUGGAAUAUCUUGCGAAGAACAAGAUUGUCCACAGAGAUCUUGCAGCAAGGAACGUUCUGUUGGACAAAGAUACGAAAGCAAAGAUUUCUGAUUUUGGAAUGGCGAAAGAUGUCUACCUUAAAAGUUACUACACACAAACACACCAGGGUAGCUUUCCGCUACGAUGGAUGGCGUGCGAGUCGAUAAUGAAGAUGGAGUUCACUGAAAAAACUGACGUGUGGUCGUUUGGGGUUCUAGUUUGGGAAAUUUUUACCGACGGAACGCUUCCUUACUACCGAAUUAUCAACGACGAAAAGGUGGCACUCUAUAUCUUGAGUGGAAAGACGUUAAAACGACCCGAAAGUUGCCCAAAGAUCUUAUACAGCAACAUCAUGUUAAAAUGCUGGGGCUACAAGAGUUUUGAUCGACCAAAAUUCUGGGAACUUUGUAAGACUCUUGAACAAAACACUAACAAACUACUGCACAACGAAAAAGGAAGGUCUCUACAGAGUCGAUUAGGACGAGACGUGUUCAAGAGAUUCAACGAAACGAAACGGAGUUUGAAGAGAAGAAUGUCUCGUAAAGGUUCAAAGCAAAGCGUAGAUGCAUUGCCACACGCAAGCUCCAGAAAACUAUCCCAAGCAUCACUUGAUCGGCUUAGCAACGACAGUGAGUCGCAGAGGACGCGUGAAUUGAACACGAACAUGUUUUUUAAUCCAGGAGCGGACAGUGAUAUCCCCCUGCAAGCGAGCCCCUUCCUGAAGAAAAAACCGAUAAAGACUCCAAAGAACAAUGACGAGAAUAUCGAGAUGUUGGAUGUGAUGCAAGAGAAUGGCAUCGAAGAAAGCUAUAGUAAGGGACGCAAAGAUAGUACAGGAAUUGGACCGCAAAGUUCCGCAAAUGAUGAUACAGAAAACGAUUCAUUGAAUACCAACGAAAUCGGUUUACAACCGGGAGAUUCAUGUGAUAACAAUGAUGUUAAUAACAAUGACGGCCUGCGAGAAAUAACUCCCGUACCUGAGAGCAUAACUGCAGCAGCUGAUUCGUUUGACAUCGAAUCAAACGAUGAACAAUAUGCGUCUAAAGAUUUAGAAAAGCCAAAUUCCAACCGUAUUAGAGACAAUGAAUUUGGAUGUAAUGAUUUUCUUUCAAAAACGAGCGAACGUUCAUCUCCGGUAGAUACGAAUCGUUUUCCCGACACAGAAAGCAAAAAUAUUGACAUACAACGUCCGGAGAUUCCCUCUGAAAGUUCGUCGCACACAAACGAUGACAAUGAACACGGUAAACAAAGCAUGACAAAUAACUUAGACGAAUUAUCGGAUAAUUCGUGCGAGGAUGUAGAAGAAAACUACGGCAAAUGUUCUGCGGACAUCACAGAUACUUUCUCAAAGGGAAUGUCAUCUUAUUCCGAGACAGAACUGGACGAUAGUUGUCUAACUGACCAAAACAUGGAUGAAAACAACGACGAAUACGGAGAUAUCAAAAUAAAGAACGAUGAAGACGAGUCUGAUUCUUUUGAAGCACAAGACUUGGAAAACGUACCUCACCAAACAAGAAGCGAAGAUGCAAAACAAAGUAGCGAAGAAAGUGACUCUUUAAGUGAUGUUUUAAACGCCGUGAAUGGUGGUUUUCAGGAACAGGAAGAGACGGUAGAAGACACAGCAAACAGUAGUUCCUGUUAAAGACGAGGAUAGUAAACAUUCCUUGUUCAGUUGAGCAGACAGUUUUGCCAAAACACGGAACUGGCAUAUUGCUCAAGGCUUUAUUUUGUUGAACAACAAAUAGCUUAGAGCAAGCUACUUACGGAGAAAAGCUUUCGUAUCGCAAAUUCAAGAUUCAGUUAAAAUGUGGUUACAUCACUGAGGUAUUGAAAUAAGUCAUUUAUAUGUUGCUGCUGCUAGGAACAGUCUAAUGUUGCUAUUGCGUGUGUUCGUUUGGUUGCACAUAUGUUUAUUUCAAUACCUCAAAAUCAGGUAAUGCCUGUUAAAACUCAGAUAAACGGGAACGUCGGCAUGAACGACUCCUAGACAGGUACCACGGCAAAUAGCUACUUCAUUGGAGAUAAACAUAUUAAAAAGUUAUAUCAUGCAAUAAAUCUUACAUAUUUAUAAAAGCAUAAUAAAUCUAUAAAUCUAUAGCAAUAUUGAUAAAUCAACACCUGAAAACGUUUUCUCACACUGUGUACAGUAA
Messenger RNA from Dendronephthya gigantea, 4301 nucleotides. Its product is annotated as tyrosine-protein kinase abl-1-like. Gene Ontology annotation, molecular function: ATP binding; transmembrane receptor protein tyrosine kinase activity. Gene Ontology annotation, cellular component: signaling receptor complex. Gene Ontology annotation, biological process: positive regulation of kinase activity; protein phosphorylation; cell surface receptor protein tyrosine kinase signaling pathway. The transcript is spliced from 16 exons. The record is from RefSeq and is a predicted model, not a curated record. The coding region runs from base 464 to 3793 and encodes 1109 amino acids. Lineage: Eukaryota; Metazoa; Cnidaria; Anthozoa; Malacalcyonacea; Nephtheidae.